This is a messenger RNA of Erythranthe guttata (spotted monkey flower), 602 nucleotides long. The record is from RefSeq and is a predicted model, not a curated record. NCBI's taxonomy places the organism in Eukaryota, Viridiplantae, Streptophyta, Magnoliopsida, Lamiales, Phrymaceae.
CUCUCUCUCUCUCUCUCUCUCUCUCUCUCUCUCUCUCUCUCUCUCUCAUAAUGAAAAUUAAAUUGAAUUUUCGUUACAACUCCGUACAGGAUGGGACCGGGUCGGUGAACAACAUAACAUUCUCGGGCAUCACAAUGAGCAACGUGCACAAUCCAAUCAUAAUAGACCAGAACUACUGCAAUGGGGCCCACGGCUGCUCCGGCACGACUACGAAUGCGGUGGCGAUAUCCGGUGUGACGUACAAGGGUAUAACAGGAACAUAUACUGUUACACCAGUUUCCCUUGACUGCAGUCAAUACAAAGCGUGCUCUGAUUUAACGAUUUCCUCCAUAAACCUAACGCCAUCGGGCUCUGCAAAGCCCGAUGUUGUCUGUAACAAUGCUUUGGGUCAUGUGCUUACUCCUACUACGCCUCCCUUGACUAAUUGUCUAAAAUAAUUAAAACGAUGCUAAUUAAUUAUAUGGAAAUAUUUAUACCCUCACAGGGAAUUAAAAAAAUAAAUAAAAGAAAAUGAUAAUAAACUUUGCAUUUUGUAUGAUGUGUAAUAUUAGUCUUUCAUCCUCUCUCUCUCUCUCUCUCUCUCUCUCUCUCUCUCUCUCUCU